This is a messenger RNA of Parnassius mnemosyne (clouded apollo), 3577 nucleotides long. The record is from the annotation of a GenBank genome assembly. Lineage: Eukaryota; Metazoa; Arthropoda; Insecta; Lepidoptera; Papilionidae.
UAAUAAACAAUGUUGAAUAAAAAUCAUUCUAUUCUAUAAAAAUAUCACAAUAUCGAAAAAGCAGCAAUUUAUUACAAAUUUCCAAACAUUGCAUGUGGGUAAUUUUUUUCCAGAAUAAGCAUUUUGUAGGUUGGCUAACUAAGGACUCUCUUUUUACUCUUUGACUUUAUGAUUAGUUAGGUACAAAUGUUAUUGACUCUGCAUCGUUAUUUGCUAUGAUUAUGUAAUGUUUUCAGGAUGGGAUGUCACAACUGAACAUAAUUAUUGUAAAGUGCAAGAUGACGAUGAUUUCACAGAAGCUGUGGUAGUGAUUAGAAAGCCUGGUAUGUACAAAUAUCUUAAUUGAUGUUAAUUGUAAAUUAUAGUAAACAUAUUAUGAUGAACACUGUGAUUUGAUGUAUUUAAAUUUCAGUCAGUGGCAAAUUUUUCAACAUUUUGAAUAAUGUUUUCAGGAAGUGAUGUUACGAUUGAACACAAUUACUGCAAAGAGCAAAAUGAUUGUUCCAAAUCAUCGGUAGAGAUUGGAUCAUCAGGUGUGUACUAAUAUUCAUGUAGUACUAGUUACUAAGUAGCAAAAAAAGCUUUCUAACUAUUUCAUAAAUUUACUAACCGUUCAUUUUCUAAUAAUGUGUUUGCCUUAUCAUACUGACAUCUAUAAAAAUGCAAAAUUGUAACAAAUUUCAGAUGUUGGAAAUUCUCAUGAACAGCCUUCAUGUUCAAAUUUUUCAAGUGUUGCAACAGUUGUAGAAAAUAAAGGUAUGUGAAAUUGUAUUGGACAUAAUUUUUUAUACAUUUAUGUAGGGAUCAAAUCAAAAGAAGUACUUAUAUGUCGGGUAAUAGAAAAAAUACUUUAAAUGCUUAUAAACAGGCUGUGGACUGAAGGUGUCACUGCAUACCUAGAACUGCAUCAGUUCUAGAGGAUAGUUAUGUGUAUUUGAUACUAGACACUAGGAUAAUAUUGCAUGCCUUAAGUGCAAAGCACGUAGGUAUGUUCUACUAGCGCCUAAAAAUCAAGAUUUCAACGUUUUGUCGCAUGAAAUCGUAUCUAACAAUUAUAUUUGUUUAUUUUUCAGAUACAUUCCUGGAGCAACCUCCAAGUGCAAGUACCAAAGGCAUGGAGAUAGAUGUUCUCGAAGAACUCGUAGGUUUGUCUGCUUAUACUAAACUAACUUUUAUUAACAGUAGCUAGAUUUAAUGUAGACAUACAAUACAGAGAAGCAUACAUUGUAAAUUUGUUAUUUAAUAUUGAGUUUAUGUUUAAGACCAUAACAUUCAUAACUAUUGCUUCUUUUCAGGAAUUGAUUCUAAUGUUAAUGUGGUGAAUCAAAUGUUGCCAAAAGGUAGCACAUGUACAAAAAAGCAAAAAGGUAUUAUAAAUUCAGUUUAUUCUUAGACAUAAUUAGAAAAAGUUUCAAUAUCUACCUCAAAUCACAAUAAGAGUUCUUUGUUCUUCAUCUAAUCCCAAAAUUACAGUUCCACUACACUUCAAUGGUUUUAUCAACAACUCCUUUACUGUUAAGGUUACAUUUCUCUGGAAGUCUUCCCCUGAUGACAUCCACACUAUUUGUUAUCUUUUCAAAGUGAAUACAUUAAAAGUUUAAAAUAACAAUAUAUAAAUAAUAAAUUAAUAUUUUUAAGUGUAUCAUUCAGUCAUAAAAUAUGAAUAUAAAACUUAAUUAUUUUAUUUAUUUCACUUCAGGUUCGGUGAAGAAAAUAGUAUCAAGGAAAAGAAAAUUGGUUAAAAUUUUGACUAAUAUUGCAACUGAAACUUUAAGUGACUCAGUAUGACAAAGACUUGAUCAAGCCCAAUCCCUAUCAAGAAAUAAAGACCUUUUGAAAAACUUUUAUUUGUUAAACAAACAAGCGCAGACUUUCUUGUUUAUGCAAUUAAAACAAAUUCAUAAAAGCAAAAUGGCCAGAAGGUUUACCUUAGAUGAAAAAUUAAUGGCGUUGCUCAUAAUGAAACAAAGCCCCAAAAGUUAUAAACUAUUAGAAAAAAUGUUUGCCUUGCCUAGUAAACGGACAUUAAAUAGACUUUCUGAGAAGGUUUCAAUACAACCAGGACUCAAUCCAUUAAUAUUUGAACAUAUAUCAAAUACAACCAAAAAAUGGGACACUAAACAAAAGCUAUGUACAAUCGUUUUUGACGAAGUCUCUCUAACACCACAUUUAACUUUUAAUGAAAAAGAUGAUAUAAUUAAUGGGUUUGUAGAUAUAGCUGGAGAGAGAAAACUGAAAUAUUGUGAUCAUGCUUUAGUUUUUAUGCUAAGAGGAAUAUGCUCUCCAUGGAGACAGAGUGUAGCAUUUUAUUUCUGUGAAGGCACAGUAUCAGCAGCAGAGCUGCAAUGCAUUUUAAAACAGAUUGUGCCCCAAGUGAUACGAACUGGGUUAAUACCUUUAGGUCUUGUUUGUGACCAAGGGUCCACAUUUCGAACAGCAAUAAGAAGACUUAGGGAAGAUACAAUUCGUAGGCGGAAUAUUCAAGGUGUUCAUGAUGAUGGAUCGGUUAAUAUUGCUGAUCACGAUUUAAGCAUAUUUUUUGACCCACCUCAUCUCUUAAAGGGUUUAAGGAAUAAUUUUUUAAAUAAAGAUAUAAUUUGGGAAGAAAAAACUGCCUCUUGGAAAGAUAUUGAGUUCAUUUUUGAUUUGGAUAGCAAAUUGGGGCACACAAGGGCACUACCAAAGUUAACGGCUCAUCAUGUUGAUCGCCAAAAGAUCAAAAAAAUGAAGGUCAGCGUAGCUGCUCAAGUAUUUAGUGCUCGAACUGCUGCUAUGCUCAAAUAUACAAAUGCACUCAGUAAGUAACGAUUGCUAUAUUGAUUUGUAGGCUUAUUCAAUUUAUGUAUAUACUAUUGUAAAAUUUGACCAGAAGUCUCAAUUUGUAAAAAAAUCAAUUUGUAAAAAAAUGGUUAAAAAAGUCUGUUGUUGUAACCAAAUAAGAAGUGUCUUUUUGGCGAAAGAUUUGCAGGUACAACUGUAAAAGAAAUUAAAUUAAAAAGUACUUUUUUCUUUUCAGAUUAUUUUCAUACUGCAAACUCUGACGCAACAAUGGCCACAACAGCAGAAGUUGUUGAAUUCUUCGACACACUGUUUGACAGCGUCAAUGGCUACCCGGGUGGUGUGCAAAGAGGAAAGUUAAGACGAGCGGUUAAACAAAAUUCACAACAUCACACUUUUUGGAUUGAGGCCAUUAAUAAAAUUAAAAAAAUGGUUUUUGUAGACACCAGUAGCAAACAUGCUACAAAAGCAGGAAAACCUCGACUUGUGCGAGUGCCAUCCCAACAAGGAUGGAUUACAACUCUUGAAAGUUUUAUAAGGGUCUCCAAAUUGUUAUUUGAACAGUAUAAUGUAGAAUAUUAUUAUCCGAGGAAUAUUAAUCAAGACCCAUUAGAAAAUUUUUUUGGCCGUAUAAGAGCUAUAAAUUAUAGAAAUGUUAACCCAGAUGAAAACACAUUUAUAUAUGCCUUUAAAUCUUUGAUGUUAUCUAACAUGCUUAGUCCACAUUCCAAAUUCCCUAACUGUGAAGAGGAUAAUGGAGAAACAUUAUUAAAUGUUAGUCUUCUUUUUAAAAACCUUC